AUGGUCCAAGUCAAACAAAAAGUCGCCCUCAUCUGCAUCGACGGCUGGGGAAUCCCCUCCGACCGCUCUCCGCCAGACGGCAAUGCCAUCCUCAACGCCGACACGCCAUGGAUGGAUGAGUUCGCCAAGAAGGACAGCAAGAUCACCCAGGGCUACACCGAGCUCGAUGCUUCGUCCCUCGCCGUCGGUCUGCCGGAGGGUCUCAUGGGAAACAGCGAGGUCGGACACUUGAACAUUGGUGCGGGAAGAGUCGUGUGGCAGGAUGUCGUCCGCAUUGAUCAGACGAUCAAGAAGGGCGAGAUGAACAAGGUCGAGAACAUUGUCAAGAGCUUCCAGCGGGCCAAGGACGGUAAUGGCAGAUUGCAUCUUUGCGGUCUGGUCAGUGAUGGUGGUGUUCAUUCGCACAUCAAUCACCUCAAGUCGUUGCUGGGUGUGGCUAAGGAGAUCGGUGUGCCGCACGUUUACAUUCAUUUCUUCGGCGACGGCCGGGACACCGACCCAAAGAGCGGCAAGGGUCAUCUUGAGGAUCUGCUGGCUUUCAUUGAGAAGGAGAAGAUUGGAAAGCUUGCGACGAUUGUCGGCCGCUACUACAUCAUGGACCGUGACAAGCGCUGGGACCGUGUUGAGAUCGGCUUGAAGGGCCUUGUCACCGGCGAGGGCGAGGAGUCCUCCGACCCCGUCAAGACCUUCCAAGCCCGCUACGAUGCAGGCGAGACAGAUGAGUUCCUCAAGCCAAUCAUCGUCAACGGCAAGGAAGGCCGCAUCCAGGACAACGACACCGUCUUCUUUUUCAACUACCGCUCCGACCGCGUCCGCGAAAUCACCCAACUCCUCGGCGACCAGGACCGCUCGCCCAAGCCAGACUUCCCCUACCCCCAGAACAUCCACCUCACGACCAUGACCCGCUACAAGACCGACUUCAACCUCCCCAUCGCCUUCGCCCCACAAGUCAUGGACAACGUCCUGGCAGACUGGCUCGCGCAGAAAGGCCUCAAGCAAUCCCACAUCGCGGAGACGGAAAAGUACGCCCACGUCACCUUCUUCUUCAACGGAGGCCAAGAGAUCCAGUACGACGGCGAAGACCGCGAGCUCAUCCCCUCGCCCAAGAGCGUCGCCACGUACGACCAAGCGCCCAAGAUGAGCGCCAUGGGCGUGGCAGAGCGGAUGGCGGAGAGGAUCGGCGACGGCAAGUACGAGUUUGUGAUGAACAACUUCGCACCGCCCGACAUGGUCGGCCACACAGGUGUCUACAAAGCCGCCGUCGAGGGCUGCACCGAAACCGACAAGGCCAUCGGUGUCGUGUACGAGGCGUGCAAGCAGCACGGGUACACAUUGUUCAUCACCGCCGACCACGGCAACGCAGAGGAGAUGUUGACCGAGGAGAAGACGCCCAAGACGAGCCAUACGACCAACAAGGUUCCUUUCGUCAUGGCGAAUGCUCCAGAGGGGUAUACGCUCAAGAAGCAGGAUGGUGUGCUCGGUGAUGUGGCGCCUACUGUGUUGGAGUUGAUGGGUCUGGAGCAGCCCAAGGAGAUGACGGGACAUAGUUUGCUGCAGAAGAAGUAG
This is a messenger RNA of Zasmidium cellare ATCC 36951, 1566 nucleotides long. RefSeq lists its product as uncharacterized. Lineage: Eukaryota; Fungi; Ascomycota; Dothideomycetes; Mycosphaerellales; Mycosphaerellaceae. The coding region runs from base 1 to 1566 and encodes 521 amino acids. Gene Ontology annotation, molecular function: manganese ion binding. The transcript has a single exon. The record is from RefSeq and is a predicted model, not a curated record. Gene Ontology annotation, cellular component: cytoplasm. Gene Ontology annotation, biological process: glucose catabolic process.